AGUAAACAUUCUUCUGAAACAAUGUAAACAAACAAACACAUCGUACUAUAUAAAUCGUCUUCAUUGCUGGGCAAGUUAUAAAUAACUUAACAAUAGAAAAACUAAAGAACCCUUAAUUGUUGAAGGUGCAGAUACGGAUUUUCCGAGUGCUAAUGGAAUAAACAUAUUUCCAAAAAGCAUAGAUACGUUCUGGCAGUAGAAUAAAAAAAAUGGUUACAAAGUUUUUUUCAACAUGGAGCACAGAAAGACUUCCAACUGAUCAGAGAAUUCAACUACCUGACAGUUUCUUGCAGCUUGAAGAAGAAAUAGGAGUUCGAGAAGAAGGAAUAACUAAACUUUAUCAAGCUGGAAACGCUUGGAUUGAAUCACUAGGAAAGAGAGUUGAUGGUGAAGAGAAGGAAAAAUGUUUCCCGAUCGAGAAAAUGGGGCAAGUUAUGGUUAGCCAUGGAAAAGCUCUUCCUAACGACUCCCCUUAUGGUGCCGCUUUGGUUAAUUAUGGUCAAGUACAGCUCAAAAUCGGAGAGCUUUUAGGUUUCUUUACGAAUAGAGCCAAUGCCUGCUAUCUUGACUUCCUUAAGCGCUAUCUGGUGCAAAUGAAAGAUUACCAUACAGCCAGGAAGAAACUGGAAAGUCGUCGCCAAACCUACGAAUCACUCCUGAUGAAAGCUUACAAAGCUAAGAAGGAAGACCCGCGUUUAGAGGAAGACAUCCGUCUAGCUUCUUACAAAUUCGAAGAGUCAACGGAGAACGUUCGAAGCCGUAUGGUUGCUUUAAAAGAAGCAGAAACUGAUCAGCAGCAACAAAUGACUCAAUUAUUGACACACCAACUUGAUUAUUUUAAGGAAGCUACAAAGGCACUAGCAAAUGUUCAUGAAUUAUGCAGUUCCUCCAUAUCACAGAACCAAGAGGUCACCCAAGCCAAAAGUGAUGACGAGGUCUGUGAAGUUGAUCUGUAUAAAGCUUCCCUAAACCGAACCCCAAUUCAUGAGCCUAGAAGUUCACAACCUUCUUCUAUAACCUUCCAACUGAACGGAGAACCUAACAAUAAUUUGAGGGAGGGAACUAAAGAUCAAACGGUAGUUCAAGCACUUUACACGUUUACUGGGAGAAACAGCAAGGAACUUGACUUCAAUGCCGGCGAUCUCAUUUCAGUAAGCCACAAACUAAGCGAAGAUUGGUAUGUUGGAGGAAAAAUGAAUACUCAAAUGGAAGUAUUGGGCAAAUCGGGUAUGUUUCCAGCAAACUAUUGCCGUCGUAUUUCAGGUAGAGCCAUUCAAUACAAAACACCUACCAAUUCUAUAGAAAGAGCAAAGACUCUUCGACGUAUCGUCAGUGAUGAACCAAAGGACCUAAGCACUCCUAUUAAGCAAACUCAUGGUAAUAUAGGAAAGCUUCUCGAAAGCGACAACGGGACAUUUGAACCAGCUAGCAACUCUUCUCCUUCCUAUAUCAAGGUUCGAAAACCCUUACCUAGUGUCCCUAACAAAGGCGUGUUUAUGGCAUAAGACAAUACUUGUUUUCCUUUACAUCAGCGUCGUCUUUUUCCGAAUAACGGAUCACUUGAAAUUCAUUUCAUUACUAAUCAUGUCCUAAUAUUUUC
This is a messenger RNA of Schizosaccharomyces octosporus yFS286, 1600 nucleotides long. Its product is annotated as BAR adaptor protein. NCBI's taxonomy places the organism in Eukaryota, Fungi, Ascomycota, Schizosaccharomycetes, Schizosaccharomycetales, Schizosaccharomycetaceae. The transcript has 6 exons. Gene Ontology annotation, cellular component: cytoplasm. The record is from RefSeq and is a predicted model, not a curated record. The coding region runs from base 210 to 1505 and encodes 431 amino acids. Gene Ontology annotation, molecular function: protein binding.